AUGUCCUCCUCUGUGGGGAUCCUUCCUCAGACAUCCUGGGGGGAGGCUCCAAAGAAGCUCGAGCUGUCUGCUUACAACUUCCUGAUAUUCAGACACUUGAGUUCCGUAAGGAUCCCUCCUUCCCAGUGCAAGUUUACUCUUCUGCCUUCACCACCUGAGCAAGUAGUCUCAGCUACAAAGCUGGUAACAUCGAGUCAUCUGCCCCUUCAUUGCCCAAAGGAGACUGAGGCCAGGGCCCAAGAAGAGUCCAGAAAAGGUAUGGCAAAGGAAGAGGAGGAUCAUGUACAGACAGAAGGUCCCUGGAGGACAAAGGAGACCUCCCCUUCCUUCAUGUGCAGUCCUGGUCCUCUGGAAGGAGGCAUCUAUCCCAAGCACUCAGGAAACAACUUGAGGGACAAGGCCCAGCUGUCUCCCACCAGCUCCCUCUCUGAAGGCCACACUGUCCUCUCACGCAGCCCUGCUGGAGGUGUCCAGCCUCCAGGAAAGCCUGAUCCAGAUGAGGCAGUGCUCCCUGACCCAACCCCAGGCUGUUCCUUGCUGCCAGAGAAGAAGGCCAAGGAAGUGCAGGAGGAAGACCAUCGGCCCAGCUCUCCAGGUUCGCUGAUACCAGGGAAGUAGCUGCAGUGCAAAAAGCCUCUGGAUAGUCCAUCGGACAGCUGCAUUCCACCCACAGCUGCCAGGAGUAGGUCCUGCAGAAGGAAACCUGGGAUGCCGAUGCCACUGCCACUGCCACUGCUGCUACCAGGAAAUGCAAGUGAGCUGCUCAUCUCCGAAGAUUCUUGGCAGAGCUACUGA
This is a messenger RNA of Galeopterus variegatus (Sunda flying lemur), 795 nucleotides long. RefSeq names its product nuclear pore-associated protein 1. NCBI's taxonomy places the organism in Eukaryota, Metazoa, Chordata, Mammalia, Dermoptera, Cynocephalidae. The record is from RefSeq and is a predicted model, not a curated record.